AUGCCGCGCAAAGCGAUUGACUCGCGCAUCCCCGCCCUCAUUCGGAAUGGCAUCCAGGAGAAGAAGCGUAGCUUCUUCGUGGUGGUUGGUGAUCGGGCCAAGGAUGUAAUUGUCAACCUUCAUUAUAUCAUGUCGAGUGUCGAUGUGAAGCAGAACAAGUCUGUUCUGUGGGCCUACAAGAAGGACCUGCUGGGCUUCACUAGCCAUCGCAAGAAGCGCGAGGCCAAGAUCAAGAGUCAGGUCAAGCGUGGUAUUCGGGAACCAAACCAGGAGGAUCCGUUUGAGCUGUUCAUCACCCUCAAUAAUAUUCGCUAUGUCUACUACAAGGAAACCGAGAAAAUCCUGGGUAACACCUACGGCAUGUGUAUUCUGCAGGAUUUCGAAGCCAUGACCCCCAACCUUUUGGCACGUACCGUUGAGACUGUCGAGGGAGGAGGUAUGGUUUUGCUGCUGCUGAAGAGCAUGAACAGCUUGAAACAAUUGUACACGAUGUCGAUGGAUAUCCACUCGCGAUACCGAACCGAGGCACACGAUGAUGUGGUCGCUCGAUUCAACGAGCGCUUCAUCCUUUCUCUCGGAAGCUGCGAUUCCUGCUUGGUUGUCGACGACGAGUUGAACGUGUUGCCCAUCUCCGGCGGAAAGAAUUCAACGGACGAUUCGAGCUCGGGUACCAAGAAGGAGCUGAAGGAUAUGAAGGAGAGCCUGGCUGAGACCCAGCCCGUGGGACCUCUCGUUCAGCUGGCUCGUACUACAGACCAGGCCAAGGCACUUCUGACGUUCGUCGAUGCAAUUGCCGAGAAGACCCUGAAGAGCACAGUGACACUUACUGCUGGACGUGGACGAGGAAAGUCCGCUGCUCUGGGUGUUUCAAUUGCCGCUGCCAUCGCCCACGGAUACAGCAAUAUCUUCAUCACCUCUCCCAGCCCUGAGAACUUGAAGACCCUUUUCGAAUUUGUUUUCAAGGGCUUCGAUGCCCUCGGCUACCUCGAUCACGUUGACUACACCAUCCUGCAGUCUACCAAUCCCGACUUCAACAAGGCCAUUGUUAGAGUUAACAUUCACCGCAACCACCGUCAGACCAUUCAGUACAUCCAGCCCCAAGAUGCGCAUGUUUUGGGUCAAGCGGAACUUCUAGUUAUUGAUGAGGCCGCUGCUAUUCCCUUGCCCUUGGUGCGGAAGUUGAUGGGCCCUUACCUCGUGUUCAUGGCGUCCACUAUCAACGGUUACGAAGGAACUGGUCGAUCCCUUUCUCUGAAGCUGAUUCAACAGCUUCGUGAACAAUCCCGGGGUGGACUCAAGGCCAACGAUACUGAUGUUGCUGAUCGCAGCACCGGAAAGGUCUCCAAGAGCACAGACCAGAGCCUUGGUGGCCGGUCACUCAGAGAGAUCACACUCGCAGAGCCGAUUCGUUAUGCCCCCGGUGAUUCUGUUGAGAAAUGGCUGAACAAGGUCUUGUGCCUUGAUGCUACCCUGCCCAAGUCUCGCAUGAACACGCAAGGCUGCCCACACCCAUCGAAGUGCCAGCUGCUUCAGGUCAACCGUGACACCCUUUUUUCCUUCCAUCCCGUUUCGGAGAAGUUCCUGCAACAGAUGAUGGCCCUUUAUGUUGCUAGUCACUACAAGAAUACCCCUAACGAUCUUCAACUCAUGAGCGAUGCUCCUGCACACCAGCUCUAUGUACUUGUUCCGCCUAUCGACGAGGAGGCCACGAAGCUUCCGGAGCCGCUCUGCGUGAUUCAAGUUGCUCUGGAAGGUCGUAUCAGCAAACAGAGUGUUCUCAACAGCCUGAGCCGUGGUCAACGCGCUGGUGGUGACUUGAUUCCAUGGUUGGUCAGCCAGCAAUUCCAAGAUGAGGAUUUCGCUGGUCUUUCAGGUGCCCGUGUCGUUCGCAUUGCGACCAACCCUGAGUAUACUGGAAUGGGCUACGGAUCACGCGCUAUGGAGCUCCUUGUUGACUAUUUCGAGGGCAAGUUCACCAGCCUGGACGAAGAUAUGAGCCGUCCCCAGGAAGAGAUGGUCCGUGUGUCUGAUUCUGAGCUCACCAACUCAAGCCUUUUGGACGAUAAUGUCCAGGUCCGAGAUAUUCGCUCCAUGCCUCCUCUGUUUGGCAAGCUCACCGAACGUCGCCCCGACGAGCUUGACUAUAUCGGUGUCAGCUACGGUCUCACCCCCUCUCUCCACAAAUUCUGGAAACGCUCCUCUUUCGUCCCCGUUUAUCUGCGCCAAACACCCAACGAGCUCACUGGCGAGCACUCCUGCGUGAUGCUGCGCACUCUGUCUGCCGGUACCAACGAUGCUGCUUGGCUGGGCGCAUUCGCUCGUGACUUCCACCGUCGAUUCCUGGCCCUUCUCUCCUAUCAGUUCCGCGAGUUUCCCUCGGUCCUCUCUCUCAGCAUUUGCGAAUCUGCCAAUGCGGGCGCGAAGUUGGACGCCGCCGCCGUGCAGCGCUUCCUUAAGAAGGCCGACCUGGACGCUACUUUCUCUCCUUUCGACCUGAAGCGUCUGGACAGUUAUGCCAACAACCUUCUUGACUACCACGUCAUCCUGGACAUGAUCCCGCUCAUUUCUGAAUACUACUUCGCCAACCGUCUUUCCGGCAAGGUCAGCCUUUCUGGCGUGCAGCAGUCUAUUCUACUGGCCAUUGGUCUGCAGCACAAGAGUCUGGACGAUGUUGAGAAGGAGCUGAACCUGCCCUCUUCCCAACUUCUCGCCAUGUUCUUGAAGAUCGUUCGCAAGGUCUCUACCCACUUCCGUGGUCUGGUCGAAGGCGCUGUCGCGGAGUCUAUCCCCGCCCAACAGAUCUCAGCAUCCCAGGCCGCUGACGGUGCUCACGACGACGACAUCGUGGAGGACCGCUUCAAGCCCCUCGAGACCAGCCUUGACGACGAGCUCCGUGAAGGUGGCGAGGAAGUCAAUGAGGAGCUGCGUGAGAAGCAGCGUGCUCUAAUCGAUUCCCUUCCGUUGGACAGAUACGAAAUUGACAACGGCGCUGCAACCUGGGAUGAUGCCGAGAAGCAGAUCCGUGGCGGAGGUGCUUCAACGGUUAGCAUCAAGACCAAGCCCUCGAAGCGCAAGAAGGGCGAUACCGCGCGGGAUAUCUUCGACAAGGAGGUCGACUCCAAGAGACAGAGGAUGAUCAAGAAGGGCACUGAAGGCCGCAAAAAAUAG
Penicillium waksmanii is the source of this 3168-nucleotide messenger RNA. Its product is annotated as ribosome biosynthesis protein KRE33. NCBI's taxonomy places the organism in Eukaryota, Fungi, Ascomycota, Eurotiomycetes, Eurotiales, Aspergillaceae. The transcript is spliced from 3 exons. Gene Ontology annotation, cellular component: nucleolus; 90S preribosome. The record is from RefSeq and is a predicted model, not a curated record. Gene Ontology annotation, biological process: rRNA acetylation involved in maturation of SSU-rRNA. The coding region runs from base 1 to 3168 and encodes 1055 amino acids. Gene Ontology annotation, molecular function: tRNA binding; 18S rRNA cytidine N-acetyltransferase activity; ATP binding.